AUGGCGGAUCUUACAUCGGAGAAACUUGCAGAGUCUUCUGCUACUUCAGCAAAGUCUCUAAACGUUCCACCCAACCAAACUGGCAUCUCCUCUGAAAUGGCAUCCAUCUCGGAGAUCGAUCAAGAAAAAGCACAAGUUAAACAAACCGAGGAUGCUCCUCCAGUACGAGAUAUUACAGGUUGGAGGUGGGCUCUGGUGGUUGCCGCAAUACUCUCCUCCAGCUUCCUCUUCGCUCUCGAUAACACCAUUGUGGCAGUUGUUCAAGCUGACAUCGUUGUUACCUUCAAUGAUGUUAGUAAACUUUCGUGGCUUAGUGUGGGCUUCCUCAUCGGUGCAGCUAGUACGAAUCUAGUAUGGGGAAAGAUCUUUGGCCAGUUCAAUGCGAAAUGGACGUAUAUCAUUUCAAUUAUUAUCUUCGAGGCUGGCUCUGCGUUGUGCGGUGGUGCUCCCAAUAUGUCUGCUCUAAUUGUUGGACGGGCACUUUGUGGAUUCGGUGGUAGUGGUGCGUAUGUGGGUGUUAUGACACUACUUGCUGCUUCUACAACUAUCCAUGAGAGACCGCUUUAUAUUGGAGGUACUGGAAUGACUUGGGGUUUAGGCACUGUAAUUGGUCCGAUUAUCGGAGGUGCAUUCACAGAUUCCUCUGCAGGAUGGCGUUGGGCUUUUUACAUCAAUCUUUGCAUUGGCGCAGCUUGCGCUCCAGUCUACUUAUUUCUCCUACCAAAUUAUGAUCCCCGCCCGGGUGUUCCACUCCUCCAUCGCGCAAAAGAGGUUGAUUACCUCGGUGGCAUACUCAUUAUUGGAGCCUUUGUCUCUGGUGUCAUGGCCGUCUCAUUCGGCGGUGUAACUUACCCCUGGAACUCUGGGAAAAUUAUCGGUUUGUUCGUCUGCUCAGGUAUCUUGUUCAUCAUCUUCGGUAUCCAACAAGUCUUUACUAUUUUCACCACGACCAGCCGUAGAAUCUUUCCUAUCGAGUUUUUGAAGAGUAGAACAAUGCUUAUCCUUUUCGCCAUGACAUCUGCUGGAGGAACCGCCAUCUUCAUCCCUAUCUAUAUGAUUCCAAUCUUCUUCCAAUUCACCCGUAACGACUCGGCUCUCGAAGCAGGCGUACGGCUUCUGCCAUUCAUCAUUCUGAUGAUAUUUGCCGUCAUAUCCAACGGUGCCAUCCUUUCCGCAUACGGUUACUACAUGCCAUGGUACACUGCAGGUGGAAUCUUCGUCCUCAUCGGCGGAGCCCUCAUGUUCGCCGACGUUACCCCCGAUACCUCUAUUGCCAAAAUCUACGGCUUCACCAUUCUCAUCGGUUUCGGUGUCGGUUUAUUCGCUCAAGCCUCCUUUUCCGUUGCCCAAGCCGUUGUUGCUGAAGAACUAGUUUCUUCCGCCGUCGGCUUCAUCACCUGUGCACAAGUAGGCGGUGUAACGAUCGCUCUCGCAAUUGCUAAUUCCGUCUUCCUCAAUGGAAGUCAAGAGAAGAUUCAAGCUAUUCUGCCCGAUCUACCGGCUGCAGAGAUUCAGCAGGCGAUUGCGGGUGCGGGUAGUGAGUUUGUUAAGAAUUUGACAGUGAUGCAGCAAAAGGAGGUCAUUCAGGCGAUUGUGGAGAGUAUGAGCAAGACAUAUGCUAUGGUUAUUACGGCGGGAGCGAUGACUGUAGUGUUGAGUUUGUUGAUGAAGAGGGAGAAGCUUUUCAUGAGCGCAGCAAUGGGUGGUGCUUAG
This is a messenger RNA of Botrytis byssoidea, 1713 nucleotides long. RefSeq lists its product as uncharacterized. The record is from RefSeq and is a predicted model, not a curated record. Gene Ontology annotation, molecular function: transmembrane transporter activity. Bases 1 to 1713 code for a protein of 570 amino acids. Lineage: Eukaryota; Fungi; Ascomycota; Leotiomycetes; Helotiales; Sclerotiniaceae. Gene Ontology annotation, biological process: transmembrane transport. The transcript is spliced from 2 exons.